Molecule: messenger RNA, 2859 nt
Organism: Elephantulus edwardii (Cape elephant shrew)
Lineage: Eukaryota; Metazoa; Chordata; Mammalia; Macroscelidea; Macroscelididae
Gene: LPIN1
Product: lipin 1
Exons: 21
Coding region: 4-2859 (951 amino acids)
Biological process (GO): fatty acid catabolic process; cellular response to insulin stimulus; positive regulation of transcription by RNA polymerase II
Cellular component (GO): mitochondrial outer membrane; nucleus
Molecular function (GO): transcription coactivator activity; phosphatidate phosphatase activity
Source: RefSeq, a predicted model, not a curated record
AUAAUGAGAGACCCUGGAUGGAUUAGAAAUGUGUGGUCUUCAAAUAUCAAUGCUCAAACCAUGAAUUACGUCGGGCAGUUGGCGGGCCAGGUGUUUGUUACAGUGAAGGAACUCUACAAGGGGCUGAAUCCUGCCACACUUUCUGGAUGCAUCGAUAUCAUUGUGGUUCGACAACCCAAUGGGAACCUCCAGUGCUCUCCUUUCCACGUCCGCUUUGGGAAGAUGGGGGUACUGCGCUCCCGAGAGAAAGUGGUUGACAUCGAAAUAAACGGAGAAUCUGUGGACUUGCACAUGAAAUUGGGAGAUAAUGGCGAAGCAUUUUUUGUUCAAGAGGCUGAUAAUGAUCAGGAAGUGAUUCCCAUGCACCUGGCCACCUCUCCCAUCCUGUCAGAUGGAGCCUCGCUAAUGGAAAGCCAGCUGAAAAGGAACUCAGUGGAUCGAAUGAGGGGCAUGGACCUCAACAUGCCACCUCAAGUGUCGCCGCCUAGUGAGGCAUCUUCAAGUGGCUCUUUAGUCAAAAAGAGAAGAAAGAGGAGGAGGAAGUCUCAACUGGAUACCCUUAAAAGAGACGACAAUAUCAACACGUCUGAGGAUGAAGACAUGUUUCCCAUAGAAAUGAGCUCUGACGAGGAUAAAGAACCACUGGACAGUAGUAGAACUCUUCAUAAUGAUAGGUCUCUAUUCCAAGAUGAUGUUCCUAAGGAAAACCUUUCCUCAGCCUCCACUUACGUUCAGUCAGCAUCUUACCCUAAUUCAGAGAAAGAGUGGUCCCCAAACCCAAGUAGCCUGAUAGAUUGCAAAAGGACGCCCCCUCUUCCUGCUGUGGCUCCCGAGGGUGGUCUUUCUAGUUCAUGCCCUCCACAGUCUUCCCACUUCCACGCUUCGGAAAGUCCUUCAGGUUCCCGACCUUCAACGCCGAAAAGUGACUCGGAGCUCGUCAGUAAGUCUGCAGAUAGAACAAUGCAGAAGAAUAACCCAGAAAUGCUCUGGCUUUGGGGAGAAUUGCCACAAGCUGCAAAGGUUAGUUCCUCAUCUCUUCACAAGAUCAAAGAGUCCAGCCCACUGGUCAGUAGAAAAAUCUCCGAUAAAAUGCACUUCCGGGCUAUUCAGAGUGAAUCUUCAGAUACCUUCAGUGACCAGUCCCCAACACUGGCCGGCUGUCCUCCCGAACAAUCACUUUUAGAUCAAAGCAAACCUCAGACUGAAAUGCAUUUUGUGAAUGAAGAGGAUGCCGAGGCCUUGGGAGCCACAGCCCCACUUUCACCUCCCAGCGAAGAACACAAGCCCUCUGCCAGUGUAACCCAGGCAGCAGGCAAGAUGGACUCACCUUCCAGGAAAAAAGAUAAACGCAGCAGACAUCUUGGUGCUGAUGGUGUCUACUUGGACGACCUCACAGAUAUGGAUCCUGAAGUGGCUGCCCUGUAUUUUCCCAAAAAUGGAGAUCCUUCUGGGCUCGCCAAACAUACCAAUGACAGUGGGGCCCGCUCAGCCAACCAGUCCCCACAGUCUGUGGGCAGUUCUGGCGUCGACAGUGGCGUGGAGAGCACCUCAGAUGGCAUGAGGGACCUGCCAUCCAUUGCCAUCUCCCUCUGCGGAGGCCUCAACGACAACCGGGAGAUAACUAAAGAUGUAUUUUUGGAGCAAGCUGUUUCGUACCAGCAAUUUGUGGAUAACCCUGCUAUCAUUGAUGACCCCAAUCUUGUGGUAAAGAUUGGGAAUAAAUACUAUAAUUGGACAACAGCAGCGCCUCUCCUCCUGGCAAUGCAGGCCUUCCAGAAACCUUUGCCAAAGGCCACUGUGGAAUCUAUCAUGAGGGAUAAGAUGCCCAAAAAGGGAGGAAGAUGGUGGUUUUCAUGGAGGGGAAGAAAUACUACAAUCAAAGAGGAAAGCAAGCCAGAGCAAGGCUUGGCUGUGGCGGGUCACAAUACUGGGGAGCAGCCGUCACAGCUUAGCUUGGCCACCAGAAUAAAGCAUGAAUCAUCCUCCAGCGAUGAAGAGCAUGCAGCUGCCAAGCCAUCCAACACAAGCCACCUCCCUCUUUUGUCUAAUGUCAGCUACAAAAAGACUCUUCGGCUCACUUCAGAGCAGCUGAAAAGUUUAAAGUUGAAGAACGGCCCAAAUGAUGUGGUUUUCAGUGUUACCACGCAGUAUCAGGGCACCUGUCGCUGCGAAGGCACCAUCUAUUUGUGGAACUGGGAUGAUAAAGUCAUCAUUUCUGACAUUGAUGGGACAAUCACUCGAUCAGAUACGCUUGGCCACAUUUUGCCCACCCUUGGAAAGGACUGGACCCACCAGGGAAUUGCUAAGCUGUACCACAAAGUGAGCCAAAAUGGAUACAAGUUCCUCUAUUGCUCUGCACGCGCUAUCGGGAUGGCAGACAUGACAAGAGGUUAUCUGCACUGGGUCAAUGAGCGGGGCACAGUGUUACCCCAAGGACCUUUGCUGCUGAGCCCGAGCAGUCUCUUCUCUGCCUUGCACAGAGAAGUGAUUGAAAAGAAGCCAGAAAAGUUUAAAGUCCAAUGUUUGACAGACAUCAAAAACCUGUUUUUCCCAAAUACAGAACCUUUUUAUGCUGCUUUUGGAAACCGCCAAGCUGAUGUAUAUUCAUACAAGCAAGUAGGAGUGUCUUUGAAUAGAAUAUUCACUGUCAACCCCAAAGGCGAGCUAGUGCAAGAACACGCCAAGACCAACAUCUCCUCGUAUGUGAGACUCUGUGAAGUGGUUGACCACAUUUUCCCAUUGCUGAAAAGAAGCCAUUCUUCAGACUUUCCCUGUUCGGAUACUUUUAGUAAUUUCACCUUUUGGAGAGAGCCGCUGCCACCUUUUGAAAACCAGGAUGUUCAUUCUGCCUCAGCAUGA